AUGGCAGCUCCACAAGUGAAGACUGGUUUGUUCGUCGGAUUGAACAAAGGACACGUCGUCACAAGACGCGAAUUGGCUCCUCGUCCCAACUCUCGCAAAGGGAAAACGAGCAAGAGGACGUUGUUCAUUAGAUCAUUGAUCAGGGAAGUUGCUGGGUUUGCUCCAUACGAGAAGAGAAUCACUGAGCUUCUCAAGGUUGGUAAAGACAAGAGAGCUCUUAAGGUUGCUAAGAGGAAGUUGGGUACACACAAGAGAGCCAAGCGAAAGAGAGAGGAGAUGUCUAGCGUUCUCCGUAAGAUGAGGUCUGGUGGUGAGAAGAAGUAAACAUUUCCUUCAAGGCUUCUGUGUUAUGGGAGCUUUGUUACUUUUAAAACUCACAAGUUUUGGUUCGCUUUGCAAGUUAGCUUUAUGCUCAAAAACAUCUUUGUGUUGUGUUUUGUUAGGAAUAUGGAUUAAUGUUUGGUUCACUAUGUUCUGUUUUCUCGUUAUACAUUUCAAACUUUACUACUUCUAUGCAUAUCCAUUAGGGCUGGGCAUUUUAUUCGUUAAAUUUGAUUCGAUUCGUUAUUCGUCUCGAUU
Molecule: messenger RNA, 579 nt
Organism: Eruca vesicaria subsp. sativa (arugula)
Lineage: Eukaryota; Viridiplantae; Streptophyta; Magnoliopsida; Brassicales; Brassicaceae
Source: the annotation of a GenBank genome assembly